AUGGCAGCCAGAUCAGCAGCAUCAGCGGUCUUCCGCACCGCCUUCCGCCCUCGCCACAACCCUCUGCUUUCGUCACGAUUUGCUUCCCUGCAGACACGCCUGCUGUCGCAAGAGACCAGACAAGCCAUUGACAAGGCUGUCGAGUCGGCCCCCGUUGUUCUGUUCAUGAAGGGAACNCCCGAGAUGCCCCAGUGCGGUUUCUCAAGAGCAAGCAUCCAGAUCCUCGGCCUGCAGGGCGUCAACCCGGCCAAGUUCACUGCCUUCAACGUUCUUGAGGAUGAGGAGCUCAGNAGCAGGUCGGUCCUUGAUUAUCACAUAUACCAUAGGCAAAGUGCUGAUGCGCAGGAUACAGGAAUCAAGGAGUACUCCGAGUGGCCUACCAUUCCUCAGCUCUACGUCGACAAGGAGUUUGUUGGUGGAACUGACAUUCUCAUGUCGAUGCACCAAGACGGCUCGUUGGCCAAGCUGCUCGAGGAGAAGGACGUUUUGGUCCCAGCAGAGUAG
This is a messenger RNA of Aureobasidium vineae, 504 nucleotides long. The record is from the annotation of a GenBank genome assembly. Lineage: Eukaryota; Fungi; Ascomycota; Dothideomycetes; Dothideales; Saccotheciaceae.